AUGGACGGUGCUCCGAAUUGCUCAGCACUGGGGCUUGACAGUUUCAUUGAUGCACAAGUCAUUGGAAAUGUACGCCGAAUCAUUGCGACCACAUGCCCGAGGGGAGCAAAGUCUUCACAUCCCCAGGCGAAGGUUCUCCUGCGUAGCUAUUCCAUGCCUGCAGUGGCAGAACUCAUGCUAGACGAGGACAGCUUGCCCCUUCCAAACGGAACAGUUGGAGUAGCACUCGAUGGCCUUGCUAUUUCGGGUGAACAAACACUAGAAGCCGACGAGUGCGGACUCGUCGUGGCACCCUCUGGUGCUGCAUACUAUGCCACGACUCCAGGUGCCUGGCGCAGUGGGGAGGAACCUUGUGAGAUGGUGUCGACAUGGGCUUCUUCGUUUGCUUUUUCCAAUUCAUCGCACGAGACAUUGCUAGGAUUCAUGAUGGAUGGAGUGCCGCUGUUUGCACCGUUGUCUAACAGUAGCAACUUUACCACUGACAGAUGCGGCGGCCACCAAGAUGACCUACCAUUUUACCAUUACCAUGCUGCAGGGUCCGAGGACCAGUACUCAGGCAGAGUGCUCGGAUGUUUGCGUGCAGUGGCGAAGGGGGGGCAUGGCUUUUCUCCUCCACCGGCACCUGUGGCGUGGCCUGAGCUGCAGCCAGUUGACGUAACAUGGCUUGCGCCGUUGGUAACGUACGGAAACCGGGAAGUUCUUCUUGAGCAUGCCCGUGCGGCAGCCCGCUUUUUGCCGCAGAGUGUGGAGAACACAAGCCGAGCAUUUUACAGCGUCUCUAAGCCUUCUGAAGCUGCGCUCUCAUAUUCUAUUUGCUGGGGUCACGGACUUGCUCUGGACUCGCACCAAGUCCUGCUCGGAACGCUGAAGUUCACCGGGCCAUUCAAGAACCACUUCCGCUGCACUUUUGCGUUGACCUGCGUUUUGUCGGUGGAUGGCGCAGAGCUUAGCCAGCAGAAUCGACUUCUGCUUAGCAAUAGCAGCUGUGAUGACAACGACAUCUUGCCAGGCUUCAGCCAGCUGCUUGCUCCUACUUCACUAAGCAGCAACAUGUCAACCUUUGAAGUUGGCGUUUUUUUGCCCGAGGCAGUCACGAGUUCUUUGAAAGUAUGCUGGAAGGCGUUUGCUAAUGCAGAUCCCGUGGACAUCGGCAGCCUUGAGCUGGUAGGACCAACAGAAUUAGACGUAGUGGUCCUAUGCGCACCAGCUCGCAUAUGUGGCACCCGCAUUGGUGAAUAUGUGCCCGCUGCAAGCACUGCAGUGCCGGUCGUCCUCAGGGCCUUCAACGAUACAUGCAAUUCUGACCUGCGUCAGUUGACAUUUGUUGGCGGCAGGGAAUCUAAUACACAGCAGCCUAACACUGAGGCGUGGCCAUACACCUUUGGGAUGCUUCCUGCCACCGCGCCGCCGGGCAAAUUCUCGCUGUGCUGGAACCCACUCAAUCAAAAUGAGGUGGUUUCUGAGUACGCAAUUCCAAUCGGAUCUUUGGUUGUUCGGGGCUUGCAUCAGCUGGAAGUGGACCCUCCACCUGCUGCUGGAGUCUCAUCCCGCGUGAAACUUGUAGGCGCCGGCCUGCUUACAACGGAUCAGAUCCGAUUGGUUGAGGAGUCCAUUGCCUGCGGCUUUGAGAACUCCAACAUAAGCACCCAAUAUGUGAUGGAAGUUGUCCAGGAUGCUUCAGCAAGCGAUCCCUGGCAGCUGAAUGGCUCAGACCUCUCUGCCAUGGCCUCCACUGUUUCAUCUGUUACAUGGAACGUCACGAUGCAGGUCGGAGGUCCAUUUCGCAUCUGUUGGUGUCCAAGUGAUGGUACUGACAGUGUGGACUGCAGUAUGGCAGCUGAUUUUGCCGUUGAUGCAGGCACGAUUAUGUUCAGAGGGCCUACCAGCUUCAAGCAGCUGGAGUGCGUUGCCGGCGUGCCAUUCACCUUGCGCUUGUAUGGCUUCAUGCUCAGUGUGCAGGAUCGCGUCAAGGUUCUCCCGACACGCACAUUGCCAUGCAAGGAUGCGGCACAGAGGCCUUACCCAGGUGAAGAGGGAGCUUCCCUGGAAGAACCCUAUAUCAUUCAGGGAUUUGAGGGCAGUCUUGAGGAAGAGUUUGCAAACACCACCAUCCUUGCAAGCGGACAAUAUGACGUCUGCUGGUGCGCUGGCAGCUUGGAAGGGACCUCUUGUUCAGAAACUUACACAUUGGUUUCGAGGCUGACAGUUGCCGGUGCGCGAUAUGCGUCUGGUCUGUCUGGGGCACCUGUGGAGGUCUUCGCAGGUAUCCAGACGCAGCUAGAGGUUUGGGGCACGGCUUUGACUAGUGGGGACCUUGUCAAAGUCGUUCCAGUCACCGCGCAGGGAUGCGCGGAGCCGGCAGACGAUGCUUUUGUGCAGCCCUCGCUUUUGGAAGCCACGUACCUUGAGCAUGGAGCAGAGGCAUCGUUUGAGCGUUUCGAUUUGCUUGCACGAAAGCCUCCGCGCUGCCGCAUUUGUUGGUGCAGCGGCACACUGUCGCAAGCAUGCCGCACUUUCCGUGAGGUCGGGGAGCUGUCUUGGAUUGACUUGGGGACCGUUGAUAUCUAUGGCCCAACAUCAGCUUCUCCUGACGGACUUGCGCAAGCAGGGGUGAUCUUCACUUUGGUUGCAAGUGGCGGUGUUGGACUUCCAGUCUCGGCCGCGGCAAGAGCUCGCAUGAGCCCAGAUCAACUGGACUGCAGUAGCAUUGGAGAACACGAUGUUCACGCACCCGUCGGUCAAGCUGGAAAUACGGAAACGGAUGCCAAUCGAUCCCAAGAGUGGAUCUGGUCAGAUGUCCAGAUAAAUUCACCUGGCAUUUUCCGAGUGUGUGUGCAGUUAGCAGCUUGCUUGUUGAAGCCAUGCUCCAGCGGCCACAAGUUCGGCUUCGGCAUGUCCUGGGAUUUAGGUGUGUUCCGUGUUGGCGGGCCACAGCUCAUUGCAAGCACAGCGACCGCUUUUGCAGGUCUUGUGUUUGAGGUGACAUUACGUGGAUUCUACAUCACAGCAGAGGAUCAGUUGCAAGUCACGAGAGCAGCUGAUAGCUGUGGCUCCUCCGUACCGCUUUCAAGCUCAAGGGUUGCUCGCCAUCUUGAAGAUCUUGACAAUGCAACAUCGAACGGAAGUGCUGUUGAAGUCGUGUGGCAAAUGGAGCCUUUGCCAGCGGCUGGGCUUUAUCGACUUUGCUGGUGUAGCAGCUGGCGAGUUUGCACAGCUGACGCCUUCCUGGUGGACACUGGCACUAUUGAGACUUUUGGUUCUGAUGGGCUUGGAGAGGCUGUUUGUGUCAAAGGAGCAGCGUGCGAAGUUGAGUUGAACGGAAGGGGCAUGAGGUCAUAUGGACCCGAGCCUCCAGUUGUUUUGCUGCGCACCAGCUGCACAGAAACCGAUGACGAAGCGGGUGUUGCUGAGAUUCUCUCUGCAUCUGAUGAAAGGCUUGUGGUGCAGUGGUCGUCGUUGCUGCACGUUUCUGUUGGCCAGUAUCGCAUAUGUUGGGCUGUCAGUUUACUUGCUGCCAUGGCCAACAAUAGUGUGGAUGCUGGAAGCAUGUUGUUGGCAGGUCCAUCACCGUAUCCAUCGGCUCGCUGUGUUUCGGGAAGGCUUUGCUCCGUAUUGGAUGUCGAAGGUGUUGGCUUGUCAAUCGGCGACCAAAUUACUGCAAGGAAUUCAGCAUGUGGAGCAUUUGACGAAGAUCUUGGAGAUGGACGCAUCUUCAAAGUCAAUCCGACUCCUCCAGAGAGUUUCGAGACGGUGGACUUUUUCGCGGCAGUUCUGGCUCGUUACGUUCGCAUUUACCCAACAAAGUGGCAUGGAAAUGUUUCCUUGCGGGCAGGCCUUUUCGUGCAAGCCUGUGCAAAUUGCACAUCAAGCACAAUGGUCGACAUCGGCAAUGAUGCUCGCAGCUUUUCGUCAGCUCGCGAAAGUACGUCACCUUCGGAAUGCUUCUCGUGCGGCCGCCUCGACUCAACAACAGCCUGGGUUUCGGAGCAAGCGCGGCUGGACGAAUGGUAUCAGAUGGAUGCCGGCAAGCUGGUGUUAGUGUCGGGCGUUGUGAUAAGAGGACGAGCAGAUGCAGAUGAAUGGAUCACCGAGUUCCUCAUUUCGUACAGCACAGACGGAACUGCUUGGACGCGGCUUCGGGAAAUGCGGGGUGCUGACGGUUUCCCGAACUCGGGCGUGGCAGUGGGACUCAUGAGCCAAAAUAUGUCACAGUUCACAUGGCCCGCGAGUAUUGACGCAAAGGGCGGCACGUACGUGCUGUGCUGGCGCCGGCGCACAGGUCCUCUCAGUGCACCAAUUCAUGUGGCUGACGUGGCUGAGUUUGUUACGACAUUGGGGCAGCUCAUCGUAGAUGGACCGCGUGGAGGUCAGUCGUGGCUGUGCAAAGUUUCCAAGAGCUGCGAAAUCUCCGGCUUGCAGGGCUUGGGCUUGCAGCAAGGCGACCUCCUCCGACCGCUCCCGCUUUGCAGUGUGAGUGAUACCUCAGAGCCGUACGCAGCUGCCGAUGACUUUGGGACAGGAUUCGAUUGGGGCUUGUCCCUGCAAGGGCAUUUGCCCCGGCAGUACCGACUGUGCUGGUGCCGACCAUGGAAUGAUACCGAGUUCCUGAACGACUCAAUUGCAGGCGCUGUAUCAGGAUGUGGGCCCAACAAUGUGCUAGUGGAUGCGGGGGUUUUGAGCCUGAUAGGACCACAGCCCAACAAUUUGUUCACAUGCAUUGCCGGUGAGGAGUGUGUUGGAAUUCCAUUGCUGGGAGAACAGCUAAGCGAUGGUGACAUGCUUCUGGUAAUGUAUUCCAAUGAGUCAUGCGGUGAUGUGCCCACAGCUAUACCAGGAAUGCCCAAUCUCGGCCUUUCGGACCCUGCUGAUGCCAGAGGAAGGCGAUUUUACUGGCGCGGGGCUCCUGUCACCGCAUCUGGUGCAGAUUAUCGGCUUUGCUGGUGCAGUCCGUCGUUGUCUGGCUGCAACAAUUCCAUGGACUUCGAUACGCUUGCAGGCACCUUGCGUCUAGUCGGCCCUCUAAGGGACCAAGUCAGAACCUGCGUUGCCGGCUUGCCCUGCACAUUGCACAGUCUUGGCGGGCAUCACUUCUCAGACGGAGAUGUCAAUGUGCAGCAGUUCUGCGACACUGACCCCUCAGCUGUGAACCUAACUGAUUUUCAGGAGGUGGGCUUUGGCAGCAGUGCGCAGUUCGAUGAAGUCGGAGACGUGACUUGGUCCGACCCAAACAGAGCCACCGGAGGCAUAUACAAGCUGUGCUGGAAAGGUGCUAACGCAUCCAGCUUCGGUGCUGAGAUUGGAAAUGUCGUAGUUCUCGGGCCUGUGGCGGAUCACCGUCGCGUGGCAUCCGACUCCGCACCUCUGAUUGUAUCGGUAUUCCGGUGGGCUGUUGAAGCAAUUUCACAGAUAGGGGACCGAGUGAGAAUUGCAGAUGGUUGCUUCGAGUCUUCCACAGCUAUGCCCGGAGUUGAGGGCACGGGCGGCGCGGCCAUGUCUCAAGACUUAGAGCCCAAUGCAUCCUUCUUCCGCUGGGGGGAGUCGCUGUUGUCAGCUCCUGGUGGUGAAUAUCGUAUGUGUUGGUGUGCCGGUCGCCUUCUGAACAAUUCGCCACGAAACUGUGAGCUUCCUAGCGACUUCAGCGUGGAUGUCGGAGUCUUAGCCAUCAAUGGGCCAGCUGGUGGUCAAUCUUGGUCUUGUGACACCAGCCGCCCCUGCUCUAUUUAUGGAUUGCGUGGGGCCGGCCUCACAGCCGACGAUAAACUACUUGUCAAAGAAGGUAAUUGCUUUGGUGGAACCCCUCUUCGAGGUUUGCAUUGGGCCAGUGUUGGCACUGACGUGGAUGCAACCGGAGUAACAGCCAACGUCACUUGGGGGAACCAAACCGUGGCUGCAGAAGGCGGACACUACCGUGUAUGCUUCUGCACACUCACCUUCGGAGAGCCCUGCAGCUCGCAAGUUCCACACCGCUUCACAACAGAUGCGGGCACACUGACAAUAAACGGUCCACGCCCGGCUCAUGCGCCCUGGGCGGUGCAAUUUGGAGGCGACGGCGAUGACGUAGCCACGCAUGUUCUGGUUGAUUCUUCAGAGCCUGAGUUAGGUCUUGGCCAUGCGAUCCUUGCCGGCACCACAAGUGCCACCAUUGUCAACCCGACGACGACAAGAGCUGUGGCGGAGGCCAGCGGGAUGACAUGGACCGAGGGCAGGUCUAUUUCUGACUACAUUGAUGUGGACUGCGGCUGGAUGCGGCACGACAGCGGGGACGAGCAAUGGCGGGCCACAUGCCGCUUCCUCAAACUUUCCCUCCAGCCAUUGAAUUUCACGAACUUCGGGCAACGAGACGCGUGGGUCACCAAGGUCGGCUACAACGGGAGCGUGUUGUGGACGAGGCAGCUUGGAAGCUCCGGAGACGAAGUCCUUGGAGGACUGGCUAUAAAUCGGCAGGACCACUCGAUCUUCGUGGCUGGAAGCACGUCUGACAACAUGCUUGCAGAUCCGUAUUCUCAGGAUGGCAGCACAGCAGCGGCUGCAAGUGGUCGCACAGAUUGUUGGAUCAUCAAGCUCAGCCAGUACGGGGAGUACGUCAAUGCUUUUCAGUUCGGCAGCUUCAUGAAUGAUUUCAUCGGUGGAAUCGUAGUUGCGUCAGACGGGCUCUACGCUGCUGCAAUCCGUGAAGACCAGAUGCUCGGCAUCCCGCCGGAGGGCGGAUUGGAUUCUGUGAUCGUGAAGUUUACCUUGGACUUGGUCUUCGUGUGGGCAGGCCUUGUAGGUGGGGAAGGCAAUGACAUAUUGGCCGGUUUACACCUCUAUACAGGGAGCACCACGGAUGGUCGGGAGCGCGUGUUGGCUUUCGGUACCACAGACUCGAACCUUUAUGCUCCUAGUGCAUCCCCUGAAUUUGAAGAUGUCAUCCUCACCAUCUAUAGCAUCGGUCUAUAUGCCAAUUUUGAGAGAGGGAAGCAGAUCGGGUCUCGCGGCAUCGAUGUCGCGACAGGUGCCACUUCUGGUCCCGACGGUAGUAUCUAUGUAGCAGGCUACAGCAAUGACAAUUUGUUUUUUGGUUGGGAUCCUCGUGGAGAAAUUCCAGAUCCGAAGCCGGGAAAUUAUGAUGGCUUUGUCAUGAAAUUCACCGGGAACUUGGAAUGGGUAUGGACUGCUAUGCCAGGCACACCUUCGAAUGAGUAUGUGUACGGAAUCGUGUUCUUGCCAGGAUUCACAGAGUACACCAGUGACUUGUUAAUUUCUGGAACUUCUGGUACUUUCUGGCCAGAGGCAGAUUCACAGAACGAUGCACCCGCUGGCGCCACUGACCUGGGACAGAUAGAUGCAUGGAUGAUGACCUUGUCUGCUUCGGACGGAAGCUAUACCGGAUGGCAAAAGCAACUGCGCAGUCCGGGUGACCAAGUCUUUCGGGCCAUGGCGGCUGAAGCGGCUGGUGGUCACAUCUAUGCUGCAGGCUCGGCAAUUGGCGACUUCACUCCUGAAAUUGGGGCAACACCGCUGGUUGGCUACGGUGGGGAAGAUGCCCUGCUGCUUAAGUUGGUGUGGGGACGAGCAGCUGCUCGUUGCUAUCGCGGGAGCGCCUGCGAAGCUGGCAUUCCUAGUGCCAUUGGAGUGGGUUCGAAAGAUGUAGGAUUGUUGUCGCCAACUCGCUGUGGAAGUGGUACUGUCAACGCCGAAGGCAUUCCCAGCGCUCUUGCUGAUGGGCUGCCUGUUGACGACCCUGGAGACCCGACUGGCUUACGAGACAUGUCUGGCUUACGGCAACGCCUGAAAUGGGGAAAUCCAGUGGAGGGCAGGAUCCUGGAAGCCGCCGUUGGACGCUAUGUCUUGUGUUGGUGCUCGGGUGGCUGUGAUGGGGCAGUUCCUUUAGAAAUCAGUGCUGUCUUCGUUUCUGGCCCUGAACCCAAUCAGCAGCGUACAUGUGUGCGAGGCCAAGCCUGUGAUGUUACCGGCAUUCAGGGUCGAGAUCUCGAUUCCUUUGAUCGUGUGGCCGUGAUGGAUAGCUGCGCUGGCAACUUUGCAGCUUUUCCUCAAAGUGGGCACACAUCCGGUAUAGUGGUUUUCGUGUCCCAGAACCCAGAAGAUCUAAGCUGCGCCACGAUCACUGCAGACGAACUUGAUGGCGUCUCAUCGAAUUUUGGCUGCGGACGAGUGACGGCAAGUGCUGGGCAGUACACAUUGUGUUUCUGCACGCCGCGGGGCGCAGGCACAGACUGCACACAGAACUACGACUUCGGAUUUCAGAUUGGCACUAUGACAGUUCAGGGCCCCUUCACCGGACAACCCCGGAAAUGCACCCGCAAUCAACGUUGUGCUGUAGACAGCAUCCAGGGUGUGGGAUUGCAACAAGAUGACAUGAUCUUGAUUCUAGAUGUAUGCGGUAUGCCCCAGCCGGACCAGGCCCCCGGAAACAUGACUAUUCGUGGGGUUGUUGGUUUGACAGCAGAGUCACCGGUUGCCACGGCCGAUGGCAGUUUCUAUGUGAUCGCUCACCCUGGUACUGCAAGCCUCGGCACAUACCGUAUGUGCUGGUGCCGGCCCGGUGUCUCAUCAAGCGGUUGCAGUUUGAUUGAUGAUUUUGCUGCGGAGAUUGGGCCACUGUCAGUGGUUGCGCCCAUGAGCAACCACUACCGGCGCUGCCUUCGUGGUCAGAUAUGCAACAUCAUUGACUUAGAGGGCUCUGGCUUAGCAGAUGGUGACGUCGUCCAUGUCUUGAACUUCUGCCCGGAUCCUCCGAGAUACACUGAGUUCGAAGCUGACGUAACUCCUCCUGGCAUCCUAGUGGAUGAAUGGCCACGAGGAGGCUUAUCAUUGCCGGCACAGCAUGGUGGACAUUACGUGUUCUGGGGUGAGGAAAUUGUGCUGAAUCCCGUUGGGGUUUACCAGUUGUGCUGGUGUAUGGGCAGUGCUGGUCAUCGUUGCUUGUACCCGCAGGACUUUUUCGUCCGGUUGGGGGAGCUCGAGGUUGCCGGCCCCGUUCCUUUGCAAGCCUUCCAGGCUGUGUCGGGGCAUCCUUUGAUUCUUCCAAACGUAGCCGGCUAUGGCCUGGAGAUCGAUCACAUUGCUAUUGUCCCGGAUACGCACAAUUGUUCUGGGCCCUGGGAAACCGUUCUGGAAGCAGCAGCUGGAACUGGUUUUCCCUCUGCAGGCCUCCUGGUCCGCACAGUCGAGCCACACACUCCACUUGACUCGCCCACUGUGAAGUACAAGAUUGCCAACUUCACAACCGGCACGCAGCCAGUGCCUCGAGGUGGUGGAGAUUUCGCUUUGUGUAUGCACAAGAGAAGAAAGGGAGGGCUUGGUGAAACUGCCUUCGCUGCUCGUGGUUACCAAUUUCUCGGUUGCGGCGAUGAAGAUGAAGCUCGUGCUGCCUGUGACCCUGCCCCACUGCCUAUGCCCAAGAGCCCCUGGAGCCAAGCAAACCUGCAAGCGGCUGUGUCUGAGGCUCGCGCAAGCGGUGUACAAGUCGGUCCAUGUGGUAUGGGCUUGUGGCUGGGUGCUCGUUGGUACAGCUCCGGCCGAUGGAUGUGGGACGAUGGUUCGGUACUUCUCAAUGGCUCGUUUGAUGAUGCAGCCGAUCGCAGCGAGGGUUACAUGAACUGGGCUGCUGGUCAACCAUCUGCAGUUGAUCAUUCGGGCGAGCCUUUAGUUUACAUGAACGUCCCUGAAGGUGGCUGGCACGAUGCACGGCAACACAAGCAUCAACUUGCAAUUGUAUGUCAAGAAUUUGUGUCUCAAGGAACCGGCAGCUUGCAGCUCGAGGGCCCAUACAGCCAAAACUUCUCUGCCUUGGCGGGUCGGCCACUGCAGCUCUCAGGUUUGGAAGGCAUAGGUCUUCGAACCGGAGAUCUUUUAUUGGCAGCAGAAGCCACUGAGCCCUGCGGCCUUGCCGAUGCGGUAGAAGCUCUUGGGGGAGAAGGGAUCUCAUUCCCUUCUCCUGAUGGAACAUCUUUCAACUUCACAUUCUCGGCGAGAGCAUCCGGGAAAUACUACCAGUUGUGCUGGUGUCGAAUUGCUGCAGACAUCACUUCGUGCCGUCAUGCAUCUGACUUUGUGGUUCAGGUCGGAUUACUUUUGCUUCGGGGCCCUGAGCUCGGCCGAAGCUACUCUUGUCGCUCCGGGGAGGCAUGCGCGAUCCGACUGACGUGGCUACACAACGAUACAAUCACGGCUGGUAUGAUCACUUUUUCCAGGGCCUGCGGUGAAGCUGACAACCCGUAUCGCAUAGGACCAAACGAAUCCGAGUUUCAUUGGCCAAGUCUCUCUGCCUUCGGUGGGCACUACAGCAUAUGUUGGUGUGCCAGCCCUUGCGACUUGACCAGUGAUCCGCACCUGGAGUUUCGCAUCGGUACUCUGGACAUUCAUGGCCCCUUUCCUGCACAGACUUUCACUUGCUUGCAGCAACGUGAGUGCAACGUUGCGCCAGUGAAAGGGUUGCACCUUCAGGAUGGCGACAGGCUGCUAAUCAGAAGUAUGCAAAACACUUAUAUGCCUUGCAAUGCAUCUGACGCAUCUGGCUCUGACAUGACACUUCUCUCUUUGCCUUCGAGACGCUGCGGGACCUACGCAGACAGCUGCACCUUUGUUUGGCCAGCUUCUGUCAUGGCAAAUGUGCAGCCUGGGGCUUUCAACCUGUGCUGGUGUCGUGGCAGUGGAUUCAGUGGAUGCUUGACGGGCGCCGACUUCGCAGUUCAUGUUGGCGCUUUGGCAAUCAUAGAAGCAGCUGGCUACCAGUAG
Molecule: messenger RNA, 10740 nt
Organism: Symbiodinium natans
Lineage: Eukaryota; Dinophyceae; Suessiales; Symbiodiniaceae
Source: the annotation of a GenBank genome assembly